Molecule: messenger RNA, 267 nt
Organism: Coregonus clupeaformis (lake whitefish)
Lineage: Eukaryota; Metazoa; Chordata; Actinopteri; Salmoniformes; Salmonidae
Product: 1-phosphatidylinositol 4,5-bisphosphate phosphodiesterase eta-2-like
Exons: 3
Coding region: 1-267 (88 amino acids)
Biological process (GO): lipid metabolic process; phosphatidylinositol-mediated signaling
Molecular function (GO): phosphatidylinositol-4,5-bisphosphate phospholipase C activity
Source: RefSeq, a predicted model, not a curated record
AUGGCUACACUCCUGACCUCCAAGAUCACCUUCAAGUCUGUCAUAGAGACCAUCGACAAAUACGCCUUCAUCAACAACCAGUACCCAGUGAUCCUGUCCAUAGAGAACCACUGUAGCAUCCAACAACAGAAGAAGAUAGCCCAGCACCUCAGAGAGAUCCUGGGGGACAAGCUGGACCUUGGAGAGGCUCUCCACAGAGACUCUAAACAACUACCCAGCCCACACUGUCUACAGGGGAAGGUCCUCAUCAAGGCUGUGUCCGAAUAA